GACAGUCAUAUAGGCCCCGCCCCACCAGGAAGUAGAGUUGUGAGUUUCACUCCGCUUUCACUUUCACCCUAAACUUCAACAAAAUACCACCGAUGUGGCCACCCUUUGCUGCCUGGCAGCAGAAGGGUCAAGGAUGGAAGAUACGGACCAAACCCGGUGGGAGGAACUGCUAAGGUGCCCGGUGUGUCAUGACACCUUCAAGGAUCCCCGCCAGCUGCCUUGUGGACACAGCAUGUGUAUGGACUGUCUGACCAACCUGCUGGACCACUCCACUGACUCACCUUUCCGCUGCCCGGACUGCAGGGCGGACUUUGGACAGGUUGUAGAGUUACAGAAGAGCUAUGCCUUGGCCAGCAUCGCAGAGGACUUCAAGCUGAUCAAGAAGAGGAGGGAGACGCUGGCCGAAUGCGUCUACUGUGACUGCUGCCCCGAGACAAAAACCGCUGCCUUCAAGUCCUGCCUGAAGUGCGAGGUGUCGCUGUGCAGGGAGCACGUGAAGGACCACCUGGAGCUGCGGGCGUUCACCGGACACCCCCUGGUCGAUCCGCUCAGCGACCUGCUGGAGAGGAAGUGCCCGCAGCACCGCGACCAGGUGCUGCGGUACUACUGCAGCUCGUCCAGGCGCUACGUCUGUAACAUGUGCGCCCUGGAGAGCAAGCAGCUCGGCUCGGCCUCGGACGCCUCCGCCGUCCUGCGACGACAGCUAACUGACUACAUGGACCAGCACUUUAAAACGCUCCAGCAGCACAUGAAUGAGUCUAUAAAUGCUGUAAGGAGCCAACAUGAGAAACAGAAAGGAAACCCUCUCGAUCGUCUCAACGGCGUCACGGUGGUCCUGCUCUCGCUGUGGUUCAUAGUUCUCUACUAUGCCUACAGCUACUCUGUGGAGAAUCAGACGCUGGCGGACUCGCUGGAGAGGCAGCAGAGCCGUGUGCAUCACAUUUAUUCCAGCAUUGCAGGACACAUGGCUGAUCAUCCUCUGAAGAGGCUUUCGGAAGACAAAGAUGAAGGGACUACUGUCAUGUUGGACCUGGACACCGCCAGUCGUCUCCUUGGGCUUUCUGCUGACCUCCAGACAGUGGAGAGAGUCAGAGCGGCGCUGCAUUAUCCCAACAGCGAGGGCCGCUUCGACCAAGCCCCGCAGGUGCUCUCCGCCCCGUGCUUCUCCUCCGGCGCCCACGUCUGGGAGGUGGAGGCCGAGGGCUGCUGGGACAUCGCCGUCUCCUACCGGAGCGUCCCGCGAAGGAGCAGAGACGGCAGCAGCGCAUUCGGACACAACUCGGAAUCCUGGAGCCUGUCCCACAGCGGGCAGGGCGAGCUGUUUGCCUUCCACGAUGGACACAGAACCACUCUGCCCGGAUUGUUGCCUAGCAGCAGGAUAGCGGUGGAGGUGAACUUUGAGGAAGGCAGAAUCGGCUUUAGCGCCGUGGGCGCCACCGAGACGCUGCUGCACGAGUUCAAGGCGGAGCUGACGCAGCCGGUGUGUUUGGGUGUUGGCCUCCAUCACGUCGACCCGCCCAGCAGAGCCUCCAUUGUGAAGGUUUCAUGAGGAAAUGGACACAAACUACUGGUGGCCUAAAUACAGCUCAGGAACAAAUAUUUAAAUAAAGAGGUUUUUAAUCGUA
This is a messenger RNA of Poecilia reticulata (guppy), 1625 nucleotides long. Its product is annotated as E3 ubiquitin-protein ligase RNF135-like. Gene Ontology annotation, molecular function: protein binding; zinc ion binding. NCBI's taxonomy places the organism in Eukaryota, Metazoa, Chordata, Actinopteri, Cyprinodontiformes, Poeciliidae. The record is from RefSeq and is a predicted model, not a curated record.